AUGGCAGACGACAUCCUGCAGUGCGUUCACAAAGAAUUUAAAUACGUACUCAUAAGUAGCGACAUAAAUGACCAAAUCAAAGAACUAACCUUCAGUGGGAGCGAGAGGAAGUUCCAAGGUGUUCUGGCGUCCCACUUUAGGAGAAUCAUUAUUGACGAGAAGGGAAAAAAUGAGCUAAAGGAAUCUAUAAAGGAGAAGCUUAAAGUAAGUAAGGAAAAUGAUGAUGAAAAAAAAGAGCAACAAGAUGAUCAAAAAAACGGAGUAGAACUAAACGCCAGUGCAAUAACUCCAGACCUAAUCAACAACGCAGUGGAAUCAUCUCAGACAUAUCAAAUAAUCCCAUUGACUAUUCCCACGGAGAAAACAAAUUUCUUUGCUGUCAACUGCUACAUUGAUGACAUUGGGCGCAUAAAAAAAUUACCCUACAACAGUAGAGCAUCCAGAAUUUGUAGCACAGAAAUUUAUGGAGAUGCUUUCCUUUCAAAAACCUAUGAUAAUGAGGAUUUCCGCAGAUGCGAUUUUACCAUUUCGGAAUAUGAACAGUUUUUGCAGAACCCCCCCAAGGCAGAAAAUAGAUGGGACCAGGCUCAAGCCAUGCAAGACCUCUUGAAACAAAUGCAAAGUCAGAAGGAGGAAAGCACUGCCAUCACAGCGCCGACUGUGCGGCCGAAUGUGUGCGAGCAUUGUUAUACGGAAAAGAACCUUAAGAGAUGUGGAAAGUGCAAAAAGGUUUACUACUGCUCGAUAGAGUGCCAACGAAAAGACUUUGUUUUUCACAAAAGAAUUUGUUUAUGA
Molecule: messenger RNA, 795 nt
Organism: Plasmodium knowlesi strain H
Lineage: Eukaryota; Apicomplexa; Aconoidasida; Haemosporida; Plasmodiidae
Product: MYND-type zinc finger protein, putative
Exons: 3
Coding region: 1-795 (264 amino acids)
Source: RefSeq, a predicted model, not a curated record